AUGUAUGCCUCCAAGCUAACAGACCAGCCCAACCUCGUCCCGCCCCUUACGAAGACGGAGCGUGUGCUCGAGUACAAGGCGGAGCUUGAGCGCAUCGACCCCAGCGUCGAGUGGCUGAUGACGCUCUACCUCCAUCCCGAGGUGACGCCCGAGGAGAUCCGCAAGGCAGCCGCGGCCGGCAUCCGCGGCGUCAAGUCGUACCCGCGCGGCGUGACGACCAACUCCUCGUCGGGCAUCGAGGAUUACAGCGUGUACUACCCCGUCUUCGCGGCUAUGGAGGAGUGCGGCAUGGUGCUGAAUCUGCACGGCGAGGUUCCCAGCGACGCGGAGAAGAACAUCAGCAUUUUGAAUGCCGAGAAGCACUUCCUGGCGCACCUCGAGAAGCUGGCUGCCGACUUCCCAAAGCUCAAGAUCGUGCUCGAGCACGCGACCACGGCCGAGGCCGUCGAGACCGUCAAGAAGCUCGGCCCCAACGUCGGCUGCUCCAUCACUGCGCACCACCUGUAUCUGACAGUGGACGAGGUCGCGCCCCAGCCGCACCACUUCUGCAAGCCCCUCGCCAAGGAGCCGCGCGACCGCAAGGCGCUCCAGGACGCCGUUCGCAGCGGCAACCCCAAGUUCUUCCUUGGCUCGGAUAGUGCGCCGCACCCCAGCGCGAGCAAGGCGCCCAAGAUCUCCGAGACGGGCGAACUCCACGCCUGCGCUGCGGGCUGCUACACGAGCCCGUACCUCGUUCCGCUCGUUGCGACGCUGCUCGAGAGCUUUGGCGCGCUCGACCAGCUCGAAAACUAUGUCUCCAAGCACGGACGCGCCUUUUAUGGCGACGAGGCCAAGAAGGGCCAGGAGGUCACGCUUAAGCGAGCUGUUGGCGCCAAGGUCCCCCCGCGCAUUACGGCUGAGGGUAUCGAGAUCGUGCCCUUCUGGGCGGGCAAGGAGCUCGCUUGGGAGAUUGCCCAGUGA
This is a messenger RNA of Trichosporon asahii var. asahii CBS 2479, 960 nucleotides long. Its product is annotated as dihydroorotase. Lineage: Eukaryota; Fungi; Basidiomycota; Tremellomycetes; Trichosporonales; Trichosporonaceae. Gene Ontology annotation, cellular component: cytoplasm. The coding region runs from base 1 to 960 and encodes 319 amino acids. The record is from RefSeq and is a predicted model, not a curated record. Gene Ontology annotation, molecular function: dihydroorotase activity. The transcript has a single exon. Gene Ontology annotation, biological process: pyrimidine nucleotide biosynthetic process; 'de novo' pyrimidine nucleobase biosynthetic process.